AUGCAACAACCAAAGAUUUUAUUUCUUUUUGCUAUAUCAACCAAAUUAUUUAAUACAAAAAAUUUUUUAACGAAAUCUUCAUCGAUACGUUAUUUUAAUUCACAAACAUUUCGAUAUAAACAUAAAACUUCAUUUCACACAAAUUUUUAUUUCAAACGUCAAAUUACAACAGCAUUUAAUGCUAAAAAUGUCAGAAAACAUUUAAUUUAUCAACCCUCUUCACAAAGUUCUUCUAAUACCACGCCCCCUUCGGAUACAACUUCACAACAUAUCCAUAAUAUUUCACAAAUAUAUCCAGCGACUGAUGAUACGCAACAAACACCUUCUCAUGAUAAACCAUCAUUAAUGAUAUUAAUUGGAUGGUGGAAUUGUAAACCAAAACAUUUGCUUAAAUAUGUCUCUUUAUAUACGGAUAAAUUUCAUACGGAUACAUUAUCUCAUAUACCACCGUUUUAUCAUGUAUUUUUUCCUUGGACUAUUUCUAGAGAUAUUCAUCGUUUAGCAAAAGAAUUAAUUGGGAUAUGGAUUGAACGUGGAAAACCAAAUAAUAUAGGAUUUCAUGUAUUUAGCGAUAAUGGUACGUAUCACUAUGCUAUGUUAUGUGAAGCCGUUAGAGAUCUAUCAAAAAAGUAUUCAGAUUAUGAUCAAAGACAAAUAAAAUCAUCAUCUGGAUUAAAUUUAUCAAGUGAAGACGCGGAAUCCUUUUUAAAUUCAAUAAAAUCUUGUGUAAUAGAUUCAGCUCCUUCUCCUAUUUCGGAAAAGUAUCUUGCGUUAGGUAUUGUGGGAGGGUUUUUAAGGAAAACAACCUUGAUGAAAAAAUCAGCUUCAAAUUCAAAUUCAGAAAAGGAAGAAAUUCCAAUCAUACAACCUCCUCCUUCUUUAAUUUCUGUAUUAUCAAUCUUUUUUACUUUACCUGUCGUUAAAAGAUAUCAAGAUUUUGCUCAUAAAUCAUUAUAUAAUAUUCCCGGUGGUACUCAUGAUGGUAGACAUGUAAAAUACUUAUUUUUAUAUGGACCUGGUGAUCAAAUUGUACCUGAAAAAGAUGUAAUUGAAUUUAUGGAAAGAUUAAAGGAAAGAGAAAGUAAUCACAUCAAUAGUGAGAAAAAGGGCGAAUUGACAAUCGUAAAGAAUAGAUUUGGAGCUAAUAGUGAACAUGUACAACAUUUUCUUAGAUAUCCUGAUGAAUACAUCAGUGCUUUAAAAUCAUUUUAUAAUAUUUAA
This is a messenger RNA of Funneliformis mosseae, 1221 nucleotides long. The record is from the annotation of a GenBank genome assembly. Lineage: Eukaryota; Fungi; Glomeromycota; Glomeromycetes; Glomerales; Glomeraceae.